Molecule: messenger RNA, 2155 nt
Organism: Prosopis cineraria
Lineage: Eukaryota; Viridiplantae; Streptophyta; Magnoliopsida; Fabales; Fabaceae
Product: sodium/hydrogen exchanger 4
Exons: 14
Coding region: 41-1609 (522 amino acids)
Biological process (GO): regulation of pH; sodium ion transport; proton transmembrane transport
Cellular component (GO): membrane
Molecular function (GO): sodium:proton antiporter activity
Source: RefSeq, a predicted model, not a curated record
GUUCGAUACGCGAUCGGUCGAUGAGUGUGAGAGAAGAAUAAUGGUUAUGGCCAUGCUGAAUUGGAUACCCGUCGCUGCAAAGAACUUAGCUCACGAGCACGCACAGGUGAUACCCAUUUCGCUCUUCGUGGCGGUUCUCUGCCUUUGCUUGCUCAUCGGUCACUUGCUCGAAGAAAACCGUUGGGUUAAUGAAUCCAUCGUUGCCAUUCUAGUUGGAUGUAUUGCUGGAAUGAUACUCUUGUUCAUCACCAAGGGGAAGAGUUCUCGCAUCCUUACAUUUGAUGAAGAACUAUUCUUCAUAUAUCUCCUGCCACCCAUAAUAUUCAAUGCUGGAUUUCAGGUCAAGAAGAAACAGUUCUUCCACAACUUCUUAACUAUCAUGCUAUUUGGGGUGAUCGGUGUUUUUAUAUCGGCAUCUAUUGUUGUAUCUGGCAGCUGGUGGCUUUUCCCCAAGUUGAACUUUAUUGGUCUGACUGUGCAAGAUUAUCUUGCUAUAGGAACAAUUUUCUCUUCAACAGAUACUGUUUGUACCUUGCAGGUUCUCAAUCAAGAUGAAACUCCUCUAUUAUACAGCCUAGUCUUUGGAGAAGGAGUGGUAAAUGAUGCAACGUCAGUUGUUCUCUUCAAUGCAGUUCGGAAGCUUGAUGCUUCAAAAGUUAAUGGCAGGGCACUCCAUGUCAUGGGAGAUUUCUUGUAUCUGUUCUCCACAAGCACUGCCCUUGGAUUCAUUGCUGGACUUCUCACUGCAUACAUCCUGAAAGCCUUAUGCUUUGGAAGACAUUCAAGUGUUCGUGAAAUUGCAUUGAUGGUUUUAAUGGCAUACCUAUCCUACAUGUUAGCAGAGCUACUAGGACUUAGUGGAAUCCUCACUGUUUUCUUUUGCGGACUACUAAUGUCUCACUAUGCAUGGCAUAAUGUGACUGAAACUUCCAGAGUCACAACCAGGCAUGUCUUUGCGACAAUGUCAUUCAUUGCAGAAACUUUUAUAUUUCUUUAUGUGGGCAUGGAUGCUCUGGACAUGGAGAAGUGGAGGAUUACCAACUUAAGUUUUUGGAGUUUGAUGGGAAUUUACAGCUGCUUAAUCUUCCUGAUAUUAAUUGGAAGGGCUGCAUUUGUUUUUCCUCUCUCCGCUUUAGCAAAUUGUUUGAAUAGGCGUGCUCACAGAGACUCAAGAAUCACAUUCAGGCACCAGAUAAUCAUUUGGUGGGCUGGACUUAUGAGGGGGGCAGUCUCCAUUGCUCUGGCUUUCAAACAAUUCACAUAUUCUGGUGUUACAUUUGAUCCUGUUGAUGCAACAAUGAUCACCAACACCAUCAUUGUUGUGCUUUUCAGCACGCUGGUGUUUGGCAUUCUCACAAAACCACUUAUCCGUUAUCUUCUUCCCCAUAGCUCGACAAGGAAGAACAUCGCUCAUCAGGAGUCCAGUCCACCUAUUGAGGACUUGAAUCUGCCAUUGUUGUCCUUCGAGGAGUCUACAGCAACCAACAUCAGCCGGGCAAAGGAAAGUCUAUCAAUGUUGAUGGAAAGUCCCGUACACACCAUACAUCAUUAUUGGAGGAAGUUUGAUGAUGCCUACAUGAGACCCGUAUUUGGAGGCCCUCUUGCUUAGUCACAGUGCAAACAAAAAGAAGUAGGAACACUAACGAUAAUUUAUCUGAGUUCAGUUUUGAAGUUUACUUUUGAUACAUAUGAUGAAUGAGUGAAGGAUCAAGUUUACUUUUGAAUGUUUACAUGAAUUGGGAUCUUUGAAGCUUUAGGGAAGUUCAUGUGUUUUGAUAAUGAUUACAGGUAAGUUCACUUUAUGCAUGUCAUUCAAAUUUUGGAUGAGCAGGACUUUUAUUUUAUAAGCAAGUAGAAUGAAUUGUGUAUAAUAUGUCUUAUUGAGUUCUCAUCUCCGCUAAUGGUUUGCUGUUGCUAGGUGCUGCAUUUUCACUUCUAUGAACAGAAUAAAUGGAAAACCGAGUAAAUCACACUUUACUCUCUGGAUGUGACAAUUUGUUUAUUUUCCCAAUAUCAAUAUUCUGCCUCAUGUUAACCCAAUUUAGUGAAUUGACUAAUACCCUUUUCUUGUAAUUUACUAUUCUCAUCUAUGUGCUCAUUGAACCUCUAUUUGUUGGUGGAUUAAAGUUUUUGUGGAGGAUUUUGUCAACGGUUA